AUGGUGACCAUAGAACAUGGUGAAGCUUUGGCCGAGUGUAUUUCUGCUGUAUCUAGUGCAACGCGUGAGUUUGAGCCCUCUUGCGCGGAGUUAACAGCGCAGGGCGGGUGUGAGGCUCUAGCAGCUGUGCUGGGUUCGGAUGACGUGUCAGCCAAGACGAAGAGUGCCUCCCUUGUUGCCUACCUUUGUGGUCACUACACGCCUGCUAGAGAAAAAUUUAUAGAGCAAAAUAUUGUCCGCAUUAUCGCAAAACAGAUUGAAAAAGGUGGGGAUGAUGCCACAGAGCAUCUUUUAAGGAUACUCUACGACCUCAAAAAUGAUCAGAGAGUGGUUCAACAGUGUCAGGAUAUCAAUCUUAAGAAGAUUCUAAAAGAGCAUUUGAAAAAUACAGAGAAAGAUAAUAUUUUUUCGAAGGAACAACAGUAUUGUAUGGAGUUAUUAAAGGUUAUUGGUAGCUGUCCCCAUGCUCAAGUUAAACAGAGUGAGGCCGAUAGAUAG
This is a messenger RNA of Pieris macdunnoughi, 498 nucleotides long. The record is from the annotation of a GenBank genome assembly. NCBI's taxonomy places the organism in Eukaryota, Metazoa, Arthropoda, Insecta, Lepidoptera, Pieridae.